AUGGCUAUCAAGAAUUACAACGAGAUCUUGAUCAACUGGGCAAGGAAUAUCAAAAUCUACAAACGGUCUUCCAGCUACAUUCAAAUGGACACCGACUGUGGCCUAGGGCUGCUCAUUAAGAUUACAGAAGUUUUCCAAGCGUAUAUUACGGUUGGGGUGAGGUUCCUUGGAAGCACCAAUGGGCUAUGUGGUAACUUCAAUGGAGACUCCACAGAUGAUUUUAAAAGCAGUAUGAAAAUCAUAGAACAGAGACCAAGUUUUUUUGUGAAUUCUUGGAAAGUUACAGCAAAUUGUGGACCUGCUUGUGAUGAGGAGUCAGACCCAUGCUCGUUAAGUCAAGUGAAUGAAAUCUUUGCAGAAUCCCAUUGUUCAGCAUUGUUGGAAGAGACCUCUAUAUUUGGACGAUGUCAUGAGUUUUUAGAUCCUACAGAAUUUUAUAAGGCAAGUAAUUUCUUGUUUCUUUUCUCCAAAUUAUUCUCUUAUUUUGUUAGCCACGAAUAUAUCAGACAUUGCCUUGAUUCAUACGCCAGUGCUUGUGCGAAAAGAGGCAUAAUCUUGGCGGGCUGGAGAAAUGUUAUGGACGGCUGCGGAAUAUCUUGCUCCUUCAAUCAGGUCUUCAGUUAUGACUCUAGGGUCUGUCAUCGCACCUGCCUGUCACUGUCCAAUCCAGAAUUUGAGUGCACGUCAAUGGAUCCUCCAGUGGAUGGCUGCAACUGCCCAGAUAACACUUACCAGGACACCAGCGGACAAUGCGUGGGUGCUGCCGAGUGCCCUUGCUUCCUGGCUAACAUACCCGUGGCACAUGCCAACCAGCAGAUAACUCUUAAUGGCGGAACAUGUGUAUGUCAGAACGGAAAUCUGAAGUGCAUUGGUCAGGACCCUCAAGAACGCUGUUACCCUCCCAAGAUUUAUUUCAAUUGUGAGAAUGCGCAAGUUGGUGAAUAUGGAGCUGCCUGUGCACCGACAUGUCAGAUGCUUGCAGCAGAAAGUCAGUGUCGAGGGUUUACUGUACUUAGAUUUCAAAAAUUGCUUUUUCAAUCUUCCCAGCUCACAACAAAAUGUGUGCCUGGCUGUAUCUGUCCAGAUGGAUUGGUGCUGGAUGAAGAGAAAGGAUGCGUUCAUCCUGAUGAUUGUUCUUGUGAAUACGGAGGACAUUCAUAUUCACAGGGUGAAGUCAUUGUGAGGAACUGCAUGACAUGCUUUUGCACCAGAGGGAAGUGGAAUUGUCAGGGGAGUGGACUGUGUCCGUCAACGUGUAUGGUUCAUGGAGAAGGACACGUCACGACAUUUGACGGAAAGCAAUAUGUCUUUGAUGGGAACUGCGAAUAUAUUUUAGUUCAGGAUGCUUGUUCUGGCAUCUUCUCACAGCCAUCAUUCAAGAUAGUGGCAGAAUAUGUCUAUUGCAGCCAGUCAAAAACCGUUUGCACUAAGGCGAUAAAGGUGUACUACGAGGAUUUUCUAAUCAAAAUGACAGAUGCCACCUACAAGGUCAUACCAGAAAGUGCUGUCGGGAAAUUCACAGUAAUUCAUAACCAGAUGUAUCUCACAUUCCAAUUCGGAGAUCCUGACACUCUUCAGCUAAUAGUUACAUGGAAUUUAAAGAUGAAUACGUACAUACAGAUUAUUGGGUUAUCUAAGUUUUCAGUGUGUGGACUCUGUGGCAAUGCCAAUGGUAAUAUUAAAGAUGAGCUGAUAACUCAGACCCACUAUUCAGCUUGCACUUUAAUGAGCUUUGUAAACUCUUGGAAAGACGAUCCCAUGUGUGAGGAUGUGACUGAAGUUGUGUACCCAUGUGCAAAAAAUCCAUAUCGAAAGUCAUGGGCAGAGAAGCGAUGCAAAAUAAUUCCCAGUGAUGUGUUUCGACCCUGUCACAAGUUGCUCCGUUGGUUUCCAUACUAUGAUAAAUGUAACAGAGAUGCGUGUGGUUGUGAACUGGUUGGUGAUUGCGAGUGUCUCUGUGAUGCUGUUGCAGCCUUCGCUAAAGCUUGCUUAGAUGUCGGGGUCUGUAUCGACUGGAGAACCCCAGACUUCUGUCGUAAGUUUUUACUAUCUGUAUGA
Leucoraja erinaceus (little skate) is the source of this 2058-nucleotide messenger RNA. RefSeq names its product mucin-6-like. The record is from RefSeq and is a predicted model, not a curated record. NCBI's taxonomy places the organism in Eukaryota, Metazoa, Chordata, Chondrichthyes, Rajiformes, Rajidae. The transcript is spliced from 14 exons. The coding region runs from base 1 to 2058 and encodes 685 amino acids. Gene Ontology annotation, cellular component: extracellular matrix.